CCCCGGUAGGCCCCACCCCGAACUCACCUGCACCACAGGUAGCAGGAGACCUUCACCUCCUGACCAAAAGAGAGGCCAGUCAGUAGACUUGAAACUCUUUGGUCUAAAGCUGCCCCACCCUGGCGCGGGUUUGCGGGGUACACUGCAGGGAAGCUGAGGGAAGCUAGGGGAAGCUGGGAGAAGCUGGGGGCGACAUGCGCAAUGACUGACCCGGGAACAGCCGCGGCGGCCUAUGUCCAGGCACGUGGGGGACCACCCUCUUCUCGUCACCGCCGCUCCUUUCGCCGUCUUUUGGGCAGUUUUCUGCGAGUUCUGGGUGUUCUCUCCCGCUCCAGGGGCUCCCCAUCUAGAACCCAGCCUGGCGUGGAGCAGAAUGAUCCUGACCCGGGUAGCAGCGUUAAGGUCUUUGUAGACUCCACCUGGCCAGCCAAAGAGGUUUCCUGGGAGGCUGGAGACGCGCUCCUUCCCCAGCCUCUUCCCAGAGACAAGGCGCGCCCCCCUGGCACGCAGGGCUUGAAGAACCAUGGUAACACCUGCUUCAUGAACGCGGUGGUGCAGUGCCUCAGCAACACAGACUUGCUGGCCGAGUUCUUGGCCCUGGGACACUACCGGGCCCGGCCUGGACGAGCGGAGGUCACGGAGCAGCUGGCGGGGCUGGUGCGGGCCCUCUGGACUCGGGACUACACUCCACACCUCUCUGUGGAAUUCAAGAACACAGUUUCUAAGUAUGGCUCUCAGUUCCAAGGUAAUUUACAACAUGAUGCUCUGGAAUUUCUCCUAUGGCUUUUGGAUCGUGUGCAUGAAGACUUGGACAGUUCAUCUCCUGGACAGAGUUCUGAAAAGUCCCAGCCUGGGCCUAGCAAAAAUUGUCCUUCUCAAAGACAAAGUUUUGUUCAAAAUCACUUUCAAGCCCAAUAUAGGUCUUCGUUGACCUGUCCACACUGCCAAAAACAGAGUAAUACCUUUGAUCCCUUCCUUUGUGUGUCACUACCCAUUCCAUCAUGUCAGACCAGAUCCUUAAAUGUCACAUUGGUCUUCCAGUCCAAGAAUCAGAGGUUCUUGCGGAUUGGUUUGGCAGUGCCACUUUUCAGCACAGUAGCAACCUUGAGAAAGAUGGUAGCAGAAGAAAGCAAAAUCACAGCUAAUGAGGUGGUUUUGGUGGAGUUGUCCCCCAAUGGCUUCCAGCGUUCUUUCUUUGAUGAAGAAGACUUGAAUACCAUUUCAGAAGAAGAUAAUGUGUAUGCUUUCCAAGCAUCCUGGUCACCCAUCUGGGGAGUCCCUGCCACAUUUUCAGAUUGUUCCUCCAGUGUUCACAUCACCAAACACAAAGGCCAAAGUCUUCCACAGAUGGGUGCCUUAUCAACUGAAUCUUGGUCUUCUGGGAAUGGGAGCAAAGUGAUAAUUCUACUCUGUAAUUUGGUAGGGUCAGGACACAAAGCUAAAAGAUUUGGUCCACCUUUACUAUUGAGAGAAGAUAGAGCCAUAUCCUGGGACCAGCUCCGACAACAGGUCUUCAAUAAAAUGAGAUAUCUAAUUAAACAGGAAGUGCCAAUGCAGCAGAGUUUGGGGUCAUUGUUUGCUGUUCGGGUUGUAGGAUUAUCCAACAUCUGCAGCUACUUAUCUCCACAGGACAGCAGGCCCCUCUUUCACUGGGCUGUUGAAAGGUCUUUGAAACUCAGCAAGCCAGGAAGUCCCCCACAUAUCAAGCUGGCAGUAGAAUGGGAUAGGAAUAUCAAACAACUCUUGUUUGGAAAUAUUCAGGAAGAAGUAGUACGAGAUGCCCCAAGUGUUCAGCUCCAACAGCAAGCCCAUCAACAGCCCAGCUGUACCCUAAAUGAAUGCUUUCAGCUAUAUACUAAGGAGGAACAGUUGGCUCCUGACGAUGCAUGGAAAUGUCCCCAUUGCAAAGUCCUCCAACAGGGAAUGGUGAAACUAAGUUUGUGGACAUUGCCUGAUAUUCUCAUAAUUCACCUCAAACGAUUUUGUCAAGUUGGGGGGAGAAGAAACAAGCUCUCCACUCUGGUGAAGUUUCCUCUCUAUGGCCUCAAUAUGGCUCCCCAUGUAGCCAAAAGGAAUUUUGGCCAGGAAUGCCUGAACUCUUGGCCAUCUUGGGAACAGGCAUCUUGCCUACCUAAUAGCUGUUCUUUUGACUUCUUAUAUGAUUUGUAUGCUGUGUGUAAUCACCAUGGCAGUAUGCAAGGUGGACAUUAUACAGCCUACUGCAGAAACUCACUGGAUGGCCAGUGGUACAGCUAUGAUGACAGCACAGUAGAGCCUGUUUUAGAAGAUGAGAUCAGCACCCAAGGAGCCUAUAUUCUAUUUUAUCAGAAAAGGAAUAUCAUUCCUGACUGGUCAGCCAGCAGUUCAAUGAGAGGUUCCAUGAGCUCCUCCAUGUCUGAUCACUGGCUUAUGAGGCUUAGGAGUAACAACAGCAUCCAGAAGAAAAGACUGUCAUCUUGGAGUUCUACAAAUUUUGACUCCCUUUCAAAAAUGCCUGAUUCUCCUGUCUUCUCAGAAGUCUCUACCAAACAGGAAAAAGGGAAGUUUGACUCAAAGCCUUUUGUUCAAGGUGUUCAAGGCAGAAGCGCCAGCAUGAAAGAGCCUGUCACGUCUAAAAGAAACCCACAGGGGACUUUCAAGACCAUGCCCCUUAGAUGGUCUUUGGGAACCAAAGACAGAACAAAACAUCACUCUGUUCAGUUGAUGGAAUAUUUAGAGUCUGGACGAAGACCUAAGUACACUAACCAAUCCAUCAUUCCACUGAUGGUGACUAGUGCUACUAAGGAAGCAAAUCUAUCAGUUUCAGCACCAUCAAACUCAACAGCUUCCACAAAUGAUGAAGGGGAUAGCAAGUGGGCAGAUGGGAAGGUAGAGGCUCCUCUGAGGAGCUCUUCUAGUAAUCAUAAUACUAUUGGCAAUAUUGAUUCUCUAAGAAGAACCAAGAAACCAAAAGAAAGUUUGAGUCAAGAGAUAAGACUACCCCCAAAACUUGACAUUCCUCUAUCUAUGACAAAAUCAGCUGGGAUUGAAGGGCUGCCUCAGGCAAAGAGCCAUAUGAACAAACCAAAUGUCUGUGGGAAAAGCCAAAGGAGUAACAUUUUACCAUGUCCCAAGGAUUUUCUGAACAUCAUACAUUUUUCUGGAACAAACAGAGAAGACCAAAGAGUCUCAACCAAAUCUGAGGCUAAAUCACAGGAAAGAAUUCCUAUGUCAGAACAGCUCCAACAAAGGAGGUUUGCUCUUCUCAAAUCCAUUGUUUUAAAAAAAGAGGUAAAGGAGAAGGAUAACAGUUCAGAGAUCUCUAGAAGUUCUUCCCUCAUCUUCCCAUGGAGCAACAAAUGGAGCAGUAGAGAUAAAGAACAGGGUAAUAACAUGUUUCUCGGCAAGCUUAGAGGAAACCUGACAAAGGACGAGGUAAACCUUUUAGAAAAAGACGUAGGUCAAGUUCAUAGCUCCUUCAGGCUUCCCAGACAAAUCAACUGGUUCCAGAAAGAAGCUGGUAUCUCCCACCCAUCUCGAAGAUGUAUUUCUGAAGGAGACACUUCCAAUGGCACCUUUCAAAGAGCAAAAUACCACACUAUUGCCUUAGGCCAGAAAAAAAAAGUACCUGAGUCCAGUUUGUGAUGAACAUUAGAGUGUUAUGGUACUUUUAUAAAGUAUGAACCAGUUUUGAAAGGAGGUUACUAUGCUAUCAGUACAAUUAUAUCAAAUUAUUGAUUUGAACUCGUCUUCAGGAUGAAGAAGAUUUCAACAAGCAGUUUUAGGUUAGGGGAAAACAUUCUUCAACUUCUUAAGCUUCCAGAAUUCAAAUUCUUCCAUUCUAAGUAGUGCCUUCAUUUCCUCAGACCUCUAGGGAGUUGUAUAGGCUAGCAUAUAGCAUAUAAUCUGACCAUUGACUUUUUUUCUCUUGUUCCAAUAUGUGUACAAUAAUCCUGAGUAUUAAUGUUAGGGAAUAAUUUUAAGAGUGCUACUCUUAAUUUUCUUCUCCUUUUUUGGUAAAUCUUUUGAACAAGAAGGCAUAUCAGGAAAUUCUUGAUCUUUUAAAUGCUUUACUGGGAUAUGAGGCAAAUAAUGAAUGAACUGACAAUGGGGGGCGGCUUGGAGAGAUAACAUUAAAAAAGAGUUUUUAAUAUAUAAAAACUUUAACUAAAUCAUUUAAAUUUAGUUUUUUAAAGCUAUUUUACUACUAGGAAAAAGUUUUACAUUUUUAACAAAAAAAUCUCUGAAUGGUUUUAUUAAAAAGUGUCUAAGGGGAACAUGAGAAGAACUCUUUGGUAUAUUACUUGAGCUGGUAGAUAUUAACCCUUUUUUGUCCUAGAGCAUAUACAUAGUUCAUUUUUCAUAUCUGGCAAGCAUCUGCAUGAAUUCUUUCUGAAAUUUGACAGUGCUUUUACCUAAAAAGCAAGAUUCCAAAUAAUUUCUUCUCUUCCUAAGGUUAUCAAGAUUACAUCAAAUCAUAAAUACAAUGUUAUGUUCAAGGAACCUAUAUUUCGGAGGAUCCUGAGAACUUUCUUGGAUGGCCCAUAAACUAAUGCAGCAAAUUUUCACAGAGCUUCCACACCUUCCAAUGUAGUUUUUCAACACAAACAGAGCAACUGAGUAUUAUCCCAGGAAUUUAGGAGGUUAAUGCAAAAGUCUUAGAGGUAAAUAGGAAAUUUUUUUAAAAUAACACUCAUUAUCUAAAGGGAUCACUAUGCUUAUGCUGUGCAAAUGAGAAUCUUCUCCUUAUACAGACAAUAUGACCACAGCAUGCCUUCGAAAAUUAUUUUCAUUGCAGAGAAGCAAAAGCAAUAUCUUCUUUCAUUGGGUAAGACUGCCUAAUUUUUAUCAGAUUUUAUUUGAAAGCAAAGCAAGCAAGCAAGCAACAAGCUUUUAUUAAGUGCCUACUAUGAGUUAGGUACUGUUAGACUUGGGAAGAAGUCCAGCCUCAAAGUGAAAUGUAUCAAGAUAACUUUUUAAAAAUGUGUUGAUGAUAGCUUUAGAUUUCAGUUUCUUUAUGUCUAAAAUGCUGGGUUUGUUCUAGAUAACAGAACUCACAAGUUAUAAUACAGAUUCUAAUCUCUGCAUCAGCCGUUAGAAGUCUCCUCUAACACACUAUCUUUACUCAGCAGGUGAUGGAUAAAGAAGAAAGGGAUGAAAUAGAGUCAGGAAGUAAAUCUUGAUAAAUUGAAAGAAGAAAGCUGUUUUUUGUUACACAUUGUGAGGCCCGUCUUAAGGACCCAAAUAGGAAAUUCUGCUCCUAGGGUAGAAAAGCUGACAAAAGCCCCUUCUCUAUUCUUCAAAGGCAGAAUCUGAAUAUGCCUUUUAAUAGGCAUUCUUUUUGUAGAAAUUGUACCAAUGUACCAAUGUACCAAUGUAAUAUAAAACAAAUGACAUCAAUUAGCAUUUUUAAAGCUCAGCCUCAAAGAAAAUUAUGUUUCCAAAUUGCAAACUAAGUGCUCAACAGAGAGUGUAUAUCUCUAGUAUUUGGUAAAUUGACUGGCUCAUGGGAUCAUAGAUUUAGAGCUGGAAUAGAGAUAUCUCAUCAAGGGCAAACCAUUUAUUUUAUAGAUGAGGAAACUGAGAUUGAAAGAAGUUAAGUAACUUAUUCAUGAUGAACUAGUAAAAUCUCUGAAUUGAGAUAUGAACUGAUAUGAUAUGAACUGAGAUCUUCUUGACUUUAAGCCUCAUUCUCUGUCCUGAGUCACCUAACUAGUUCCAAGGAAGUAGUAUCAACUAAAGGAGGGGAAAAGGAAUGGAGGGAAAAAAGUGCUUUUAUACAGUCAAUAUUUUAAUGAAUUGGGGAACUUGAGUUUGCCGCCUUCUUUAUCUUUAACAAAGUCCUUUUAUAUUUCUUUAGAUCCUCCCAUUAGCCUCUGGAUUAACAGGGCAACUGUUUACCCUCUUAAGAUAAACCUUUUCUCAUGAAAAUUUGAGCCAGAGAAUUCUUAUGACUUGUCUACCAUAAUUUACAAAUUAUACAUUUAUUCAUUCAAAAAACAUUGAAUAUGGAACAUAUCUGUUUUAAACACUUGGUAAUUGAAGUUGAGAUGUGCAGCUGCCCUUGAGUUGAUAAUCUAUGAAAAGGUAAGACAAACACUUGACUGUAAUAGGAGGCAGAAUGAUAAGUAAUAAUAAAGAGAAGUACAUUUAAUUAAAUGAGAAAUACUGAAAGAAAAGAAAAUGAAGAAAGUAUGGCCUUCAUUGCUGAAGAAGGUGUACCACCUAUAAACUCACCUUUCUAUGACUCAAGCCAGGGCUAGCAGGGAUUGCUGUGUAGAUCUGGUGUUUUGUCAGAUACAUAAUAGAGCUAAAAGAGAACCUAUAUUAGAAAUAAUGGAUUAUGGAGGGAAAGGUAAUUCCAUAGGGGCAUAUACAGGGAGAGGAAGAAGAGUUCUGUAAAGUACAAGUAAGUAAAGUAGGAAGUAUUAUAGCAGUUGUGAUCAAGUCCUUCAUUCUAGAAGACCAUGAUGUUGGGAAGGAUGAGGCCAGGCUGCACAUAACCACCAGCUUUAUUCUUGCCUGAACCAUUUGGGUCCAAUGGCAAGAUACAGAUCAGAACAACUGGAGAUGUCCCUUGGAUGCAAUGGAAGGCCUUAGCCUUUUUAAAGUGAAGAUCUUUGCCAGCUCUCAGUUUGUCUGAGGCAAUGCCUACUCAAUGAUUAAGGCUGGGUAAAAAAACCUUUUUUUACCUGGUCAAAAAAAAAAAUUUUUUUUUGAAUCUGGGAGAAGAAGACAAUCGAGGUUUUUCUGGCCAAAACGGAAACAAUUGCUAUUUACAUUCACUCUGAGUCAUUAGAACCCAAGGUCCACCAAGGGAGACUUGAGCUGGGAUAUAUUGUUGGCCAAUCAGUGAGAGUGCUUUAGAUAAAAGGAGUAGUCCUUAAAAAAAAAAAAAAAAAAUUCAGGGCAGCUAGAUGUAAUA
Messenger RNA from Sarcophilus harrisii (Tasmanian devil), 6904 nucleotides. RefSeq names its product ubiquitin specific peptidase 43 (gene USP43). The transcript is spliced from 15 exons. Gene Ontology annotation, biological process: protein deubiquitination. NCBI's taxonomy places the organism in Eukaryota, Metazoa, Chordata, Mammalia, Dasyuromorphia, Dasyuridae. Gene Ontology annotation, molecular function: cysteine-type deubiquitinase activity. The record is from RefSeq and is a predicted model, not a curated record. The coding region runs from base 202 to 3624 and encodes 1140 amino acids.